This is a messenger RNA of Daphnia pulex (common water flea), 3141 nucleotides long. RefSeq names its product glycerol-3-phosphate dehydrogenase, mitochondrial-like (gene Gpo1). NCBI's taxonomy places the organism in Eukaryota, Metazoa, Arthropoda, Branchiopoda, Diplostraca, Daphniidae. Gene Ontology annotation, molecular function: glycerol-3-phosphate dehydrogenase (quinone) activity; calcium ion binding. The transcript is spliced from 15 exons. Gene Ontology annotation, biological process: glycerol-3-phosphate metabolic process. The record is from RefSeq and is a predicted model, not a curated record. Gene Ontology annotation, cellular component: glycerol-3-phosphate dehydrogenase (FAD) complex; mitochondrion. Bases 426 to 2618 code for a protein of 730 amino acids.
CGUCUGCGUGAAAAAGGGAGGGAAGCACCUUCUGACCACUUGUGCGGGUUUGCCCAAAUCGCCCAAAUGUCCAUCCCGUCCCGUCCCGUUGCCGCUCUGCCUUUGGUUGUUCCACGUGAUAAAGGGGUAUGGAAUAAACCGGUUUCGCUAAUUUCGGGAUUUCAGAAUUUUGAGUAUCACGCGAGAGAGACUCCGCCUAUCCUGUAUUUCAUCACAUGUCUGCUAGAGUUUGGAGUGAAAGGAAGUCGAUUCGUUUGUUCAAUCUGUGAUUGUGUGUCUUGGUACUAAGACUACCUGUGACCGUCCUGAUCGAGCUUUCUAUAUUUAAACGAAAGCCGGUGUCUAAAUCGGACGUUCCACUCAGCACUGCAAAGGUGCUAAUAGUUUGAUUUUAAACAUUAGCUGUUUAACCAUUGAUAGCUGCCAUGGCUGCAAGUCGAAUGAGAAAACUUGCUGCUGGAGGAAUUGCCUUAGGUGGAACAGUUGCUCUUGCAUCAUGGGUUUUUGGAGAUGAUAAUCACACUAAGAAACAAUUUGGUCUGCAUGUCCAUGCUGGUGACUCUCUGAAGGCACGACCAAAUAAGCCUUUCCCAACAAGAAGUGAGCAACUGAAAGCACUUGAAGAUGAAGUCUACGAUGUCCUUGUAAUAGGAGGAGGUGCUACAGGAGCAGGAUGUGCUUUAGAUUCAGUUUCUAGAGGAUUAAAAACAGCAAUUGUGGAAUUAGAUGACUUCAGCUCAGGGACGAGUAGCAGAAGUACAAAGCUGCUCCACGGCGGAGUGCGCUAUCUUCAAAAAGCAAUUUUCAAUUUAGAUAUUGAACAAUAUAGAAUGGUUAAGGAGGCCCUUCACGAACGAGCGAAUCUAUUAGAAAUUGCGCCUCAUCUUUCUUAUCCUCUACCUAUUAUGUUACCGGUUUACAAGUGGUGGCAAAUUCCUUACUACUGGUCUGGAAUAAAAAUGUACGAUUUGGUCGCUGGUUCUAAAUGCAUCAAAAGUUCUUACGUAUUGAGUAAAGAGAAGGCCAUUGAACUGUUUCCGAUGCUUCGGAAAGACAAACUUUGCGGUGCGAUCGUGUACUAUGACGGCCAACAUAACGAUGCUCGAAUGAACAUUGCCAUCGCUUUAACUGCCGCACGCCUUGGUGCUACGGUGGCCAAUCACGUGAGAGUGGUUAGUCUCACGAAAAGUAAAGAUAGUGAAGGCCAAGAAAAGGUAUCCGGUGCUCGUGUACGUGACGAGAUUACCGGCAAAGAAUGGGAAGUCCGAGCCAAGUGUGUCAUCAAUGCCACGGGACCAUUCACAGAUUCAAUCCGAGAAAUGGAUCAGCAAGCGGUGAACAAAAUAUGCGCUCCUUCAGCUGGUGUUCACAUAGUCUUACCCGAUUAUUAUAGCCCAGCCAGCAUGGGCUUACUUGAUCCUUCCACCUCGGACGGACGUGUCAUUUUCUUCUUACCUUGGCAGGGUUUGACAAUCGCUGGAACCACUGAUACUCCGUGCGAAGUAACCCACCAUCCUAGUCCAACUGAAGCCGAUAUUGAGUUCAUUCUCGGUGAAAUCCGAUCGUACUUGAGCCCAGACAUUGAAGUUCGUCGUGGUGACGUGCUUUCAGCCUGGAGUGGCAUCCGUCCAUUAGUUUCCGAUCCAAAUAAGCCAGAUUCUCAAUCGCUUGUCAGGAACCACAUUGUACACGUGAGUGAUAGCGGUCUCGUAACAAUUGCUGGAGGUAAAUGGACGACAUACCGUUCCAUGGCCAUGGAAACACUAGAUGCAGCAGUCAAGACGUGUAACUUGCCAGCUGUUCGAGGUUCAGCUACCGAUGGUCUACUCUUGGAGGGAGCUCACGGCUGGACACCAACUAUGUUUAUUAGAUUGGUGCAAGAUUUCGGGCUGGAGAGUGAGGUGGCCAAACAUUUGUCAGAAACUUACGGAGACCGAGCCUUCUCUGUUGCCAAACUGGCUGCAUUGACAGGUAAACGGUGGCCGAUUGUCGGAAAGCGGUUGCACGAAGAAUUUCCUUACAUUGAUGCUGAAGUCCGAUAUGCCGUAAGAGAGUAUGCGUGCACUGCUGUUGACGUGAUUGCUCGUCGACUUCGCUUAGCCUUCCUCAAUGUUCAGGCGGCUGAAGAAGCUCUUCCUAGUAUUAUUUCUAUUAUGGCGGAGGAGCUAAAAUGGUCGGAAGACGAGCAGAAACGGCAACAUGCCGAAGCUGUCAAAUUUGUUAGAGAAGAAAUGGGACAACAAGUCAACCGUCAGAGCCGAGACAAAAUCCCAAUUAACUUAUCGCGUGAAGAAAUUUCGAACUACAUCAAACGUUUCCAGGCACUUGAUCACGAUAAGAAAGGAUACAUCUCCAUUAAUGACAUUCGUCGAGGACUUAAGCGUCAAGGUGAGAGCAUUUCGGGUACCAUGAUGCACGAGAUCCUGCGAGAGGUGGACGUCAACUCGAACGGUUUGGUUGAGCUGGACGAAUUUCUUCAGCUGAUGGCCUGUAUAAAAUCUGGUCGCGUAACCAACUCGCGCUUUGACCAAUUGGCACAAGAAGCACAGAAAAAUGCUGAAGAAGAGGAAGCCAAGAGGAAAGCUAUUCCUGUUGAUCGCAGUGGAGGAGGAGUUUAGGUAGUCUGAGAUGCUUUUUAAAAUAAUUUAGGUUGAAUUUGCGGCUACCACCGUUUCGCGUUACACCUAUAUGACAAAAUCCCCUCUCCUUUUUUUAAAAUCAUUGAACUCAUCGGUUAGUUAGUCGUUUUUCUCUACUAGCUGUACUAUUUAAUUACUUUAUUCCCCGAUACUUUUAUCCCUUUUUCGUACUGAUCCGUACUUCAAAAAACUUAUGGGAUAAAUCGGCCACAGAAAAUAACAUCUAUCGAUUCGAACAAAGCCAAAGUAUUUCAUCCGUUUUUCUCUCGAUUGGUUGUGCGAAGUGUUUUUUACUUAACUUAAUAAUUCACUGUUAUUAUUCCUAAAUAGUCUGCACAGUGAGAUCCACAACGCAACGCAUACGUAUUUCUGGUUCUCCAUAAUCGUUUCAGAUAGUUCGUUGUAGUUCCUAGCAGGUCUAUUCAGUGUAGCUUCUUUUUCAUUGUUGCCUGUUUUUGUAUUUGUCUCUCUAUUAGUAAUAAAUAGACGUUUGAAAUCCCUA